CAACAGUGACCCCACUGUCAUGUCAGUGGCUGCCAUGGAGACAUCAGUGAACAUCUUUACUCUGUUUUGUUUUCUCCAGUUGUGGUUUGUGAGUUUAGCUUCAGAAAAUCCAGAAGUAACAUUAAGCACAGGGAGAGUGCAAGGACAAAAGCUGGUUUCUGCUGCCAACAGGACAUACUACAGCUUCCUGGGUAUUCCAUAUGCUCAACCUCCCAUUGGAUAUCUUAGGUUUAAGGCCCCGCGGCCCCCCAAAAGCUGGAAUGGAACCCUGGAGGCCUUCCAUAUCCCUCCAGCCUGUUCCCAACCCUGGAGAGUUGUGGAGUUUCCGGAGAGGUACAGCGAAGACUGUCUUUACGUAAAUGUGUUCACUCCAUAUUUGAAGCCACCACAAGAUAAACCAAUGCCUGUUAUGGUGUGGAUUCAUGGAGGAAAAGAUUACCAGGGUUCAGGAACACCCUAUAAAUAUGGACCGGACUUCCUGGUUACUGCAGAUGUGAUAGUUGUUACCUUCAACUAUAGACUGGGAAUUUUUGGUUAUCUCAACACCAACUCCAAGAGCGCUCAGGGGAAUGCUGCAGCCAAGGACAAGGUAGCGCUGCUGAGGUGGGUGCAGAAGGAAAUCAGCCACUUUGGGGGUGAUCCCAAGUCUGUCACCAUCUUCGGAGGAAGUUCUGGCGGUCAAGACGUUAACUGUUUGUACAUUUCACCCAUGGCUAAAGGACUAUUCCACCGAGCCAUAUCUCAAAGUUCAGCCUACUGCGGAAUGACAUACCACAUAACAGCCGAGGGCUCUUACCUAGAAAAUGUCAAUCCAGGUUUGAGGUUGGCUGAAAGACUUGGCUGUUCUUCCUCUGACCCAGAGGAAGCAGUGGCUUUUCUUAGGAACAUCACUGCCCAAGUGUUGGCUGAAAGGCAGCAGGAUGUCUUCAUUCAAGGGCUUAGAGAUAGUACCAACCCUUUCCUGGUGAGCGUCGAGGAGGACCACGGUGAAGAAAUAUUCAUGUCCAAGCCACCAGAAGAGGCCCUGAAGACAAGUCAGAGUACAGUACCUUACAUCUUGGGCUUCAACAACGCUGAGGGGAAAAUGGAUGUGGUACAGCCAGAAGUGAAUCCAACGCAAUUUAGUGAGUUUGAAAAACAUAUAGCAUCCUAUCUCCCCAAGAAUAUACUUGAGAACUUCAGUAAAACAGAAAUAGAUGAAAUAGCUUCAAAAGUUAAAAAGUUUUAUUUUGAUGACAACCCUGUGUCAUUAGAGAAUGUCGAAGAAUAUGUAAACUUCAUGACAGAUAGAAAGUUCGGCUACUUUACUGUGAAGACUGCCAAGCUGCUCAGUGGUAACGCUCCUGUGUACUUGUACUACUUCGUCUUUGAAGGGAAGUUCAAAACUCCGCACAAUGGCAGUGUAGACUCUUUUGUACCAGGGGCGUCCCAUGCGGAUGAGCUUGGAUAUUUGUUCUACCGUAAUCUUAUUAUUCAUGAGCAAAACGAUAUGAUCCGCUACCCAAGAGAAUGUACAACUCUCUCUCGGAUGGUUCGGUUGUGGACAAACUUCGCCAAAUACGGAAACCCGACCCCGAACGAGAAUGACGGUGUGUUGGCUGCUACUUGGCUUCCAGUGAACGGCUCAUUCACGCAACACUUGGUAAUCAAUGACUCACUGGAGAUGAUCAAUGACUAUCUGCUCCAUGAAAGGAUGAAUCUCUGGGAGACACUAUUCAACCUGCAAGGAAGCUCACAGGAUGACACAUCUAUUGGGUUGAAGAUCAUGGAAGUGAUGCUUGCACUAGCCUUCCUUUGUCUGUUGUACCUCCUCUACGACAGUUCUUGUACCCGAGGACUGCGGGGGAAACGAUACGAGUCACUUUAGACUGUUCUUUUUUUAUUUACCCACAGUCAAAAGAAAAAUCAAGACAUACAAGUGUAAUUUGUGGUCAUGUGGUAUUGGAGAACUGUUACGUAAUAGUUCCACAUAUUCAAUUUACUUUGUGAAAAAAGUAGAACAAAAGAAAUGAUAGCAAAUA
Messenger RNA from Homalodisca vitripennis (glassy-winged sharpshooter), 2021 nucleotides. RefSeq names its product fatty acyl-CoA hydrolase precursor, medium chain-like. NCBI's taxonomy places the organism in Eukaryota, Metazoa, Arthropoda, Insecta, Hemiptera, Cicadellidae. The transcript is spliced from 11 exons. Bases 20 to 1867 code for a protein of 615 amino acids. The record is from RefSeq and is a predicted model, not a curated record.